AUGCUCCACGAGCCGGAUGCAAGAAGGAUGAAAGAAUACGUGCAGGAACUUUACAUUUACAUCGCAUUCAUACCAGAGGAUGAGAUACACCUGCUUGGAGCAGACCUUAUUGAUCAUGUGGGGUACAAAAGAAAUAGGGCAGGAAAGGGUCACAGGAACCAGGGAUACGGAACGGCAAUGAAGGCUAUCUCUGAGUUAGCUACACUUCAUUAG
Messenger RNA from Strongylus vulgaris, 213 nucleotides. The record is from the annotation of a GenBank genome assembly. NCBI's taxonomy places the organism in Eukaryota, Metazoa, Nematoda, Chromadorea, Rhabditida, Strongylidae.